GAUCAUACCUGUUUAUUCACUUCUACAAAGAUGAAGACGUGGACUCUCGCACUUAUCCUUAUACUGUUCAUAGUUACAGUUUCAGCCCUCAGCAAAAUCAGGCAGAAGAGAACAUGGAUCAUCGACUCUUUUACUAUAGAAGAAGAAAGCCCUGGCCCAUUCCCAUAUCCACUUGGCGUUAUUAGUGUGGAUAAGAAAUAUUUAGUAAAUUUCGUACUCAGCGGCAGUGGUGUUGACCUAGAACCCAAAGGUGUCCUGAGUAUCAAUAGCAAAACUGGUCAAGUUCUUGUGCAUAAAAAAGUCGACCAUGAGGCCUUUCCUGUUCUCAGGCUCAAGUUUGAAGCAAUGAAUGUCUCUAAUAACAAGGUAGACACAAGGCUCGGUGUUGAAGUCAAGGUCCAAGAUAUUAAUGACCACGCCCCUGUUUUCAAACCUCCUAAUUAUGAAACAAGAAUCAACGAAUCUGAACCUCAAGGUAAAUUGGUUCUGAGAGUCUUUGCAUCAGAUGGUGAUGAUAUGAACACCCCCAAUGGCACCUUCCGGUUCAGACUCGUCUCAGCCAAUCCAAAAACUGAUAAUGUUGAAUUUUAUAUGACUCAGAACGAGAAUAUAGGGAGUAUUUAUUUUAAAGGCUGCUUGGACUAUGAGAAAGCACAAAAAUACACUCUCCUGAUAGAAGCCAAAGAUAAUGGGGAAAAAGUGCAGUUGUCCAGCACGAGCACUGUGACUGUAAACAUAGCUGACCAUAACAAUCACCUCCCUGAAAUCACUGGUCAUACCGGUCCUGGAAAGGUAAAAGAACGAGAGAGUGGAGUGGAUGUUUUGCGUUUGCAGGUGAUGGACAAAGACACACGAGGUUCACCAGCGUGGAAAGCAAAAUUCACUCUUCAUGGAGAUCCAGAGAACUAUUUUAAAAUCCAAACAGACCCCAAAACUAAUGAAGGAAUCCUGACUAUUGUUAAGGCAAUGGAUUAUGAGGAACAAACUUCAAGAAAUGUGUCGAUCAGUGUGGAAAAUGAGGUCCCCUACUUCUUCUGUAAAGUAAACAAGCCUACUUCACAGGGUUUAUGGGAUGUAGAGUCUUUCACUGAAAGUUCCAGCAAGGAUGCAGCUAAACUAACUAGGCUUUACCCAGUCGCCAUCGCUGUUGAGGACAUCAAUGAUCCACCAGAAUUUGUACCAGCUAUUAAAGAAAUAGUAAUCAUGGAGAAUACAAAAGUAGGAACCCUCUUGGACACCCUUACAGCCAAAGACCCGGAUAAGUCAUUUGGAAGCUCAUUUCAUUAUGUUAAAGGAGAAGACAAAAAUAACUGGGUGAAUGUAGAUCCAAAGACUGGCCAGGUUUCUGUGGCAAAGGUUAUGGACAGAGAAUCACCACUUGUGAUAAACAGUACCUACAGUGUCAUAGUCUAUGUUGUGGACAAUGCUCAACCUCCACUGACAGGGACAGGGACAGUGAUCCUCCACCUAGGAGAUCAGAAUGAUAAUAUGCCAAUAUUAAAGAUGAACAAAGUGAAUGUUUGUUUAUCAGACGAGGAAACCAUGACUAACAUUACAGCUGUGGAUCUGGAUCUUCCACCAUACAGCGCACCAUUCCACUAUGAGCUCCUGGGAGAUGUCAAGGAAAAAUGGAGGCUUGAACCGAACCAUGGAACAACUGUAAAUCUAGUGAGAGAGAAGAACGUCUAUUCAGGCUAUUAUGAGUUUCAAGUCAAAAUAUCAGACAACCAGGGCUUUGGUUCUGUUCAAAACCUGUCCGUCACUGUCUGCGACUGCACCAUCACAUCCAACUGCAAUGUUCGCAGAGCUGUGACAGCACAGCCGAGCCUUAGUGCUAUUGGGAUCAUAAUCUUCGCUUUGUUCUUACUGCUAGCGUUGCUUCUGAUGGCUCUUCUGCUCUCCUGCAAAGAAAAGAAAACUAUGAUCCCAAGUGAUGAGACUCCUGACUGGUAUCUUAUUAAUUCCAACAUUGAGACACCUGGCACAGACUGCAAGAUGCCACCCAAAAUACCCCAACUGGACAUGAGCGAGAACGUUUUGAAUACAACCAAACCUCUAGGUGCUCAAAAUGUGAUUUCAACACAGGAGUCAUUGCUUCAAAAUGGUUUUGAAUCAGGCAUUGAACAACAAAUGAUUAGGAGAUCUUUAAGACGGAGUUCAACAAGACAUUCUUAUCGGCAGAUCAAGAAUUAUGAUGUGAUGGACUCGAUGAGCAGAAACUUAUCUAUUAACUACUCAGAAGACCUUCAUAUGAGACAAGCAUUGUUAAUUCAGCUUAAUAAGAGCCUCUUUCAACUCCAGACUCCAAAAAUGGAGCUUAGUGAUCAUGAACCGUACUGCUAUGCAGAUGAAGGAGAACCCGAGACAUGCCAAAACCUUGAUACCAUCUCCAUUCCUGAAAUGGACUUUCAUCCAGACAUCAUUACGAAUUUAGAUUUCCAGUUCAACAAACUGGCAGCUAUAUGCCGACCUGAUCUAAUGUCAGAGUUAGAGUAAAAAUGUAAACACUAUUCAUUAGUAAAAAGGGUUUGCUUACUCUCUGAGGGCAGCUUAUGGUUUGUGUUGUAUGCUUGCAUGAUACUGGAAUAUCCUAACUUAGCAUGUCUCCCUCGUAGAUGGAGGGAAGGAUGGAUGUACAACGUGAUGGUGUUUUUAAAUUAGGAUGUAUAAAAUGAGUUUUCUUCAUGCCAAAUUAACCUAAGCAUUAACCUAAAACAUUAAUCCCAUGGAUUCAGGAACCCUGAAAAAGUUGCCAACAAGAUGAGUUGUUGCCUAGUGAUCAUCAAAAUAUUUUUCUUUUUUUCAAGCUGGGGUUUUUGGGUGUCAGUUGCGCAAAAAAAGUGUGUAGAGUUUCAUAUUUUCUUACUGUGUCCAUGGCAAAUUCUUCCAUGCUCUCUGGUUUAGUUUCACCUUGUAAAACUUAAUAUGGCGUAGAUACAACUUUGCUCCCAGUUUGUGUGUGUGUGUGUGUGUGUGUGUGUG
Molecule: messenger RNA, 2982 nt
Organism: Clarias gariepinus (North African catfish)
Lineage: Eukaryota; Metazoa; Chordata; Actinopteri; Siluriformes; Clariidae
Gene: cdh26.2
Product: cadherin-like protein 26
Exons: 17
Coding region: 31-2496 (821 amino acids)
Biological process (GO): calcium-dependent cell-cell adhesion; cell-cell junction assembly; multicellular organism development
Cellular component (GO): plasma membrane; adherens junction; catenin complex
Molecular function (GO): cadherin binding; calcium ion binding
Source: RefSeq, a predicted model, not a curated record